AUGGGUGACAUAUUCCGUUUUGGGAUCAAAUUGGAGGAUGCUGCAAGGCUUGAACUGGAUAUUGGAGAGGUCAAGGGAGACGAAGAAGUUGGCAUCCAAAGAGCUUUCCACCCCAUUCCAAAUGAAAAGGAAGAUGAUGAUUCCAAAUCAAUACUAUCAGAAAACACUUCCAACUCAUCGGCAUCAGAUUUUUCUGAUGAUUCGUAUUCCAUGACAGAUACACGGCAGCUGCUUUGCUCUGCAGAAAGGCAGAAUCGUGUGAUGAAUGUCUUUUCAAUGUUUGACCACAAAAGCCGCGAGGAACAGGAGAUCAGAAAAUCGGCCUUGAGUUUCAUUGAAGUGACCAUGGAAUCAAAAGCCGACUUUCUCAGCGUUGAUAACGGCGGUAACAGAAAUGGCGAAGAAUCACAUAAGGACGUGGAGACUAAUAUCAUGGGUGAAUUGGUCGGGAAUUCAUUGGUUGAACUGAUUCUAUCCCCCCAAACGGACUGUCCUUGGAAAGCGAUGGCUUCUCUUGCACGGAUAUUGGCCCAAGAUGAUGAUGACGAUGGUGUUGCUAUUUUCAGCAAGGUAGCGGACAGUCUUGGGAGCACUGAAAUCGAUGCUAUGAUACCAGACCUGCAUCCUGAUCUCCGAGCAGGUGAUGUGAUGGAUAGGUUAACAGAGUUUCUUGUCACUGAAACAGGCCAUUGUGGAACAGAGAUUACUGUGGAAGAUGCCAAUCUAAUUGUGAACCUUGUAUUACGAUUGCUACAAUUUCUGGAAGGGGGACACCUCCCUAUAGAGGAACGCUCGAUUCUUCCUGGUUUGGUUGUGGUAGGGCUAGUGGCCUCAGCUGUUGCCGGCCGUGAACAACAGCUUUUAUCCACGAUGCGUGAAGAUUGUUUUGUCAGUGAAUGCUACAAAGUAAUAGCUUAUGAUUGCUGA
Molecule: messenger RNA, 927 nt
Organism: Cylindrotheca closterium
Lineage: Eukaryota; Bacillariophyta; Bacillariophyceae; Bacillariales; Bacillariaceae
Source: the annotation of a GenBank genome assembly